UAAAACUCAGCAAGAAGGCGGCCCAGAGAAGUACCUUUUCUCCAUCCCCUGAUGUCUUCAGAUUUAGCUACAUUUUGAAUUGCUGAAGUACCUGCUGGCUGUUGUACUUUUCCUGGAAAAUGUUGGUAGUGCAUCAGAACAACUGACUGCAGUUGCUACAGCAGCACUGGCACGUUAUCUGGAAAAUCUGAGAAUGGAUUGACUAUAUUUUACACUAUUGCAAGUUUACAGGCCAUGAAGUAAAGCCUUGGAAAUGACGCUACAAAUGAUAAAGCUCAUCUUAGAAGGCUAGAACUUCUGUGCAAAAGAGCUGUAAUCAGUUAAAUACUGGAACCACUGCUGAUUUGGUUGCAUCCUCCAACAUGACCAGUCCUCAGCCUACAAUAGAAGGCAGUGUUUCAGAAGUUGAGAUAAUUUCGCAACAAGUGGAAGAAGAGACCAAAAGCAUUGCUCCUGUACAGCUUGUGAAUUUUGCCUAUCGAGAUCUCCCAUUAGCCGCACUUGACCUGUCUGUGGCUGGGUCCCAGCUUUUGUCAAAUUUGGAUGAGGAGUACCAAAGAGAAGGAUCUAACUGGCUAAAACCGUGCUGUGGGAGACGAGCAGCUGUGUGGCAGGUAUUUUUGCUCAGUGCAAGUCUCAACAGUUUCCUGGUAGCCUGUGUAGUGUUGGUGGUGAUUCUUCUGACUCUGGAACUCCUAAUAGAUAUAAAGCUUCUCCAGUUUUCAAGUGCUUCACAGUUUGCAGGAGUAAUUCACUGGAUCAGCCUAGUCAUCCUGUCUGUUUUCUUUUCAGAGACUAUUUUGAGGAUUGUGGUCCUUGGCAUAUGGGAUUACAUUGAAAACAAAAUAGAGGUGUUUGAUGGUGCUGUCAUAAUCUUGUCCUUGGCACCAAUGGUGGCCUCAACAGUGGCUAAUGGCCCCAACAGCCCAUGGGAUGCUAUCAGCCUUAUUAUCACAUUACGAAUAUGGAGAGUGAAGAGGAUCAUUGAUGCCUAUGUCCUUCCAGUGAAAGUGGAGAUGGAGAUGAUGAUUCAGCAAUAUGAGAAGGCAAAGGUUAUUCAAGAUGAACAGCUGGAAAGACUAACCCAGAUCUGCCAAGAACAAGGGUUCGAGAUCAGACAGCUGAGGGCCCACCUUGCUCAGCAAGAUUUGGACCUGGCUGCAGAGAGAGAGGCCGCGCUGCAAGUCCCCCAUGUACUGAACAAACAGAGCAGCAACAGAUACAAGGUGGUGGCAACUGAAGAUUCAGACGAUGAAGGCACCGAGAACAUCACUGAGUUGCAGACUCCACGAGAAGAUGACAUGAAUAAUUACAUCAGUCGAUACUACAAUGAACCUAGCAGUGACAGCGGCAUUCCCACAGCAGCUGUCUGUGUUGUUACCACCGCCGCCAUCGAUGUCCAUCACCCCAACAUCUCUUCCGACGUGUUCACAGUGGAGGUGCCGCUGCGGCUGAACAGCACCGGGACAUCUGCCAGCAUCACAUCGGGCAGCGCGUCCCGCUCCACCAUCAGCUCCGGUACCCAGCCGUGCAGCGAGAGCAGCCAGACCCUGGGCUCCUCCCCAGAGUGCAGCAUGACCUGUGAGGAUGCUGCAGAGGCUGGCACCAGCCUGCAGGCUGACCACCUGUGCACUGAGCAGCAGGUGGCACAAGCCAUGGUGCAGGAGCUGCUCUCCUCCCUGUCAGAAGAGGUCUGCCUGGCUCAGAGGAGUCUGGACCCUGUCAACCUGAAGCGGCCCAGCCCAGGAGACUCAGCAAGGGCCAGCCCCAACCUGGGCCACCGGCUCACCAUCUACAACCGCAGGAACCAGGACAGCCUUGAUGUCUUCCAGCUCCAACCGCUCAUCGAUUGUCCACAGGGGGCCCCAGUGAUUGAUGAGAAGUAUAGGGCACUAGGGCGCCCCGAGCCACCGCAGGACAAGGUCCCCAAGGCAUAAGGAGAACUGUGGGGGCACACUCACUGUGCAGGCACACUCACGAUGCUGGGUCAUCAGGCUGCCGCAGGCAAGGCACCAGUAUUGGAGGCAACCCAGACCAGCUCCUGGAAUAGGUGCCAGCCCUGGGCCAGGCCAGCACCUCCCCACUGGUGCCCACAGGACACAACCAGCCCACCCACCUCCAUAUCUGGGCCAGCCCAGACCUACGGUGUUCUUUGGGCACAGUGGACCUUCCAGCCCUCUUCAGCCCAGACGGACCCUCUGUGCUUGGUGGGGGGGAGAACAGACUGCAGCCCUGUCCUGCCCUCAGCCUGGGUCCAGCCCCAAGGUGCACAGACCUUCCCCUGCUUCAGAGCCACAGGGCCCAGGGGGCAGGACAGAGAAAGCAGCCAAUCUAGGCCCAGCCUGGCCUCCUAGCUCACCAUCCUCCCUGCCAGGGGGCUGAGCAUAGCUGGAAGGGAGUAAGGAUGGCAAUAAACACUGACAAACACUGGUGCCUCCCUUGUUCCUACCUUCCCUUCCUAUUUUUUCCAUCCUUCCUUCUUUCCCGUACCUCUCCUUUCUUCGCUUUC
This is a messenger RNA of Cygnus atratus (black swan), 2509 nucleotides long. RefSeq names its product transmembrane protein 266 (gene TMEM266). Lineage: Eukaryota; Metazoa; Chordata; Aves; Anseriformes; Anatidae. The transcript has 12 exons. Bases 363 to 1937 code for a protein of 524 amino acids. Gene Ontology annotation, biological process: monoatomic ion transport; transmembrane transport. The record is from RefSeq and is a predicted model, not a curated record. Gene Ontology annotation, molecular function: monoatomic ion channel activity; voltage-gated channel activity. Gene Ontology annotation, cellular component: plasma membrane.